AUGUCACUCUAUACCGGUUCGGAAAAUGGCAGUUUUAGCAGUAUAAGUUCAACAAGAACAAGGACAAGUUCUGUCACUACUGCUAGUGAUGCGACUCCAGAACGAAUGUCAGAUUGUAUAUUUUAUCGAAACCUUUGGUGGGAUAAGGGAGAAUUUAGCGAAGGGGCAAAGUGGGAAGAAGUAACAUUACCUUAUGUGCUUGCUACGGGCAUCGCCAUUGAGGAAUAUGAAAAACGUACAGAAGAGUUUAAAAUUCACGGAUGUUGGGAGUGGUCAGACGGAAAAGUCUUAAUCUACGAGUUUCCUUCUAUGCCACACGAAGUUGGUAUCGGUGCAGUUACUAGGAUAUUAUUGCACCAAUGCGAUGCCGUUGCUUUUACCAAUGCUGAGAUUUAUAGUUUUGGUGCUACUAGAACAUGUGACAGAACCCGUGGAAAAGAAGCCGAUGCUUCGUUUCGUCCAAAAAAACCGGCUGUAACUGCACCAAAUGGGUGCGAUAGAAGUAAUCAUCCUUGGCCAAAUUUGGUUGUGGAAGUAGCCUAUAGUGAGACAUUAGAUCACGUCGAAGAAGCUUUGAGAUAUUGGUUAAGUCCUGAUCGUGCCCACGAUUGUAUUAUUGUAAAAAUCGAUCCAGUUCCUCAAGGCCAAGUACCGGUUCGUAUGAGGGCUUGGCAUUACUGUUUCUUAGCAGGUAGAGGAACGAGAAAUACAGUUCCUCUUGUAAAUACG
Messenger RNA from Funneliformis geosporum, 729 nucleotides. The record is from the annotation of a GenBank genome assembly. Lineage: Eukaryota; Fungi; Glomeromycota; Glomeromycetes; Glomerales; Glomeraceae.